AUGGGUGUCCCUGGCCGAUCUGGACCGCCUCCGGGCGUUAUGGGAGAUAUUAAAACCGGCAACAAGCUGCGCCGGAAGAUGAACCAUGUCAAGCGCAAGAGAGCCAAAGAUGCUGCGCGCCGAGAAGAGCGCUACGCUUUCAAGAAAGAAGAAGCCAAGAACCCCCAGUUGAAGGAAGAGCGACUUCGCCGCAACAUUCCUCUGACUCUCGAGCGGAAACGUGUCUGGAACGAAGCCGACAACGACACCGAAGAAACUGGUCUGGGAUUGAGCAUUGACGUUGAGCGCAUCAAGCGCGCCAAGAAAGAAGAAGAAGACGAGCUCAAUCGGCCAUUGGAAGAGGGCGAGGAUGACAGCGAGGCUCCGGAAUCAGACGCUGAGUCGGUCGACAGUAUGCUGGAGUCAGACAACGAAGAAGAUGAAGAUGAAGAUGAGGACGAAGAAAAGGGCGAAGACAAAGAUGGCAGCCGCGGCCGGAAGAAGGCCUCUAUCCGAACUGCGACAGAGCGUGCCACAAGUCCUACGCAGUCAACACGCAGCACAAACCUCAGCCUCGCUCCUGAAGCAUUGGCCGCCAAAUUCCCUACACUUUUCACCGAGGGACCUCCACCCACCCCGAAAAUCCUUAUCACUACCGGCCUCAACUCCACCCUCCACGACCAAGCCGAAACCCUGACCGAGAUGUUCCCGAACAGCGUGUAUAUCCGGCGUAAUGCCCACCGGUACUCGCACAAAUUCUCAGUCCGUGAGAUUUCCAAAUUCGCGGCAAACCGUAAUUUCACCACAGUCAUCGUGUUGAAUGAAGACCAGAAGCGACCCUCUGGGCUAACGAUGGUGCAUUUGCCAGUCGGCCCGACUUUCCACUUCACCAUCAGCAACUGGAUCGACGGAAAGCGGCUUCCAGGACACGGCCGAGCCACCGAGCACUGGCCCGAGCUGAUCCUCAAUAACUUCCGUACUCCUCUGGGUCUUCUGACUGCCCAUUUGUUCCGCACACUUUUCCCGCCCCAGCCGGAUUUCGAAGGCCGACAGGUUGUCACUUUGCAUAACCAGCGUGAUUACAUUUUCGUCCGUCGUCACCGCUACGUCUUCCGUGAGAAGCGUGAGACUGAGAAGGCUGUCGUCGGUGCUGACGGCAAGGAAAUGGUGGGUGCUGAGGGUAUCCGUACCGGUCUACAGGAACUAGGACCUCGCUUCACCUUGAAGCUGCGUCGUGUUGAUAAGGGCAUCCAGCGUGCCAGUGGCCAGGAAUGGGAAUGGAAGGGUGGAAUGGAGAAGACGAGAACUCUGUUCCAACUGCCACGUCGGCUCUGGAUUGGUUACUUGCACAAAUACAUUCAUUGGCUAUCCAUACCCAACUCCCUAAAAUUGUCCAUCCAAGUGACCAACGAGAUGCAUUCGAUGGAUUCGAACAUUGACCUACCCACCGUUGCGGAGAUUGAGGCUUCGACUGAUAUCCUCAGUAUACGAACCAAUUCCAUUAAAGUGGUUCGACUGCGAGAACGCUUCGCGGUCAAGAUUGGAUACGCGAUUCCGCCUGUAGAGGCAGAGAACAUAAAAUUUGUCGCGGCCAACAGCAUGGUUUCCGUGCCAAAGGUCUAUGCCAACUUUGUCGAUCCAGAGAACCAGAAGAGAUAUAUCAUUAUGGAUUUCAUCCCUGGGGCCGGCUUGCAAAAACUACACCCGUCGCUCAUCCCAGCCGAGAAGACGGUUAGCAAGCGGAUCAAAGAGACCUUCGACGAAUUACGAGCAAUACCAUCACCGGUUGGAAACUUGAAUGGCAUGCCUUACCUCGACGGUGUUUUGGCAACGCCAGAUAACAACCCAGUGAUUUCUGGGCCAUUCACAAAUCAAGAACAGAUGAAUCAGGGAAUAUUGAAAAGGCUGGGCCAAACGCAAUCACCGCACCACACUCGCUUAGUGCAAGGAAUGGCCGACCGAACCCUCAAGGACCAUCGAAUUGUUUUUACCCAUGGAGAUCUGCAGCGGAAGAACGUAAUGGUGGAGCGAACGGUCAACAAUAAUGGAGAUGCAGACUUCAAAGUGACUCUUAUUGACUGGAAUUUGUCGGGCUGGUAUCCCGAGUUUUGGGAUUUCUGCAAUUCGACAAUAUAUUGUCAACGGAAACCAGAUUGGGUUGAGCUCAUUCCAGACAUAUUUGAUCAGUACCCGUUGGAAUAUCUCAUGAUGCAACUUGUCUACUCGAUGGUCUUUUACUGA
Messenger RNA from Penicillium roqueforti, 2220 nucleotides. Its product is annotated as rRNA-binding ribosome biosynthesis protein RPF1. Bases 1 to 2220 code for a protein of 739 amino acids. Gene Ontology annotation, molecular function: rRNA primary transcript binding. The transcript is spliced from 3 exons. NCBI's taxonomy places the organism in Eukaryota, Fungi, Ascomycota, Eurotiomycetes, Eurotiales, Aspergillaceae. Gene Ontology annotation, cellular component: nucleolus; preribosome, large subunit precursor. The record is from RefSeq and is a predicted model, not a curated record. Gene Ontology annotation, biological process: maturation of LSU-rRNA; maturation of 5.8S rRNA.